Messenger RNA from Porites evermanni, 1102 nucleotides. Lineage: Eukaryota; Metazoa; Cnidaria; Anthozoa; Scleractinia; Poritidae. The record is from the annotation of a GenBank genome assembly.
GUACAAGGAUACACUCCAAGGCGAUCUUUUCUCUAUAUCCCAGGAAAUGAAGAGCGCAAAGUGACCAAGGCAACUGGUUUAAAAGCGGAUUGUGUUGUUUUGGAUUGCGAAGAUGGAGUCGCUUCAAACAAGAAGGUAACCUGUUUGGGUUGAAUUUGGGAGAAUUUUAUGAAAACUUAAAGCUUGUGAAAUAAAGAGAUUUUGUCUGUUUUUCGGUCUUGUUAAAGGGAAUUCUGGUCCUUAGCUAGAAAAUGCAUUUAUGUUAAUAACAGCUGACGAGUGCAAUGGAUAAAAACCGAUAUCGGAAAACCAAUCGAUCGGAAUACAUCGGUAGUAAACUAACGAUAAUCACUUUUUCAUUGAUAUCGAUUGAGUCAGUCAUCAUUGGAAAUCGAUGGUUACUUUUUUUAUUGCUAUCGAUAUCGUUUUCGAUUUCUCGAUUUCAAUCAAAACACCUCAUCCCUUAAAAAGGUAGUGAAAAUUGGGCUGGUUUGGACGACCUGCAGACAACAAGCAUAUGUUUUCAUUUGCUUUUCCAUUCACUGUGGAUUUACGCUUCAUUGGAUUGUUUUGAAUCAGUUGUUUUUGCGACAUUUAGGCAGCCUGACUGAGGGGUUAGAACACUUAACAUACAAUCCAAAGAUCCUUAUUUCAAGCCCCUCUCCCUCCACCGCCUCCCAUCCACUAGUUGGCCUUGUUGAGGCCAUAUUAGGGUCAAAUUUUGACAAGCGACACGGCCUUGAAACAGCAACAUAAGACUAGAUAAAAUGGUAACAAACAACAUAAAGAUGGGUUAAAUACUGACAGGGGCAUGGCCUACUCUUCAAAACAUGAACCUUUGUCCCUCCCCCUCCCCCAUCCCUCACUCAGAGGGCUUCCUUGUUGACAUAACUAUUUUCUUGUUUAGGAAGAAGCAAGGAGCACUAUUCACAAUCUUCUUGGUCAACUGAACUUUGGCUCUAGUGAAGUGUGUGUCCGUAUCAACUCUAUUGAAACUGGUUUAGCGGAAGAUGAUUUAAGAGCUGCCCUAACAGCGAAGGUUUUGCCUCACUCUAUUGUGGUGCCCAAAGUAGACACUGUGGAACAUUUGGAUUGGGUAAAU